Carlito syrichta (Philippine tarsier) is the source of this 1291-nucleotide messenger RNA. RefSeq names its product 5'-nucleotidase, cytosolic IIIB (gene NT5C3B). Lineage: Eukaryota; Metazoa; Chordata; Mammalia; Primates; Tarsiidae. The record is from RefSeq and is a predicted model, not a curated record. Gene Ontology annotation, molecular function: 5'-nucleotidase activity; magnesium ion binding. The transcript is spliced from 9 exons. The coding region runs from base 126 to 1004 and encodes 292 amino acids. Gene Ontology annotation, cellular component: cytoplasm.
CGCGAUGGCAGAAGAGGUGAGGCAGGGGGAAGCGUCCGGCGUGGGGCGGGCCCCGACUUCCGGGGCGCUCCGAGGCCCCGAGAGAGCCACCCGGACCCCGCCGCGCCACCCAGGUGAACCCCCUGAUGAAGGCGACGGUCCUGAUGCGACAGCCUCAGCGGGUGCAGGAGAUCGUGGGCGCCCUCCGCCGGGGCGGGGGAGACCGGCUGCAGGUGAUUUCUGAUUUUGACAUGACCUUGAGCAGGUUUUCAUAUAAUGGAAAGCGAUGCCCUUCUUCUUACAAUAUUCUGGAUGACAGCACAGUCAUCAGUGAGGAAGGUCGAAAAGAGCUGUCUGUGCUCCUCCACCACUACUACCCAAUUGAGAUUGACCCCCAUCGAACCGCCAAGGAGAAGUUGCCCUACAUGGUGGAAUGGUGGACCAAAGCACACAAUCUCCUGUGUCAGCAGAAGAUUCAGAAGUUUCAGAUAGCCCAGGUGGUUAGAGAGUCCAAUGCUAUGCUCAGGGAGGGCUACAAGACAUUCUUCAACACGCUGUACCAUCACAACAUUCCCCUCUUCAUCUUUUCUGCGGGCAUUGGUGACAUCCUAGAAGAAAUCAUCCGGCAGAUGCAGGUGUUCCACCCCAACAUCCACGUCGUGUCCAACUACAUGGAUUUUGAUGAAGAUGGUUUCCUACAGGGAUUUAAGGGCCAGCUCAUCCACACGUACAACAAGAAUAGCUCCAUGUGUGAGAACUCCAGUUACUUCCAGCAGCUUCAGGGCAAAACCAACGUCAUCCUGCUGGGAGAUUCCUUGGGGGACCUCACCAUGGCUGAAGGGGUUCCUGAAAUGCAGAGCAUUCUCAAGAUUGGCUUCCUGAAUGACAAGGUGGAGGAGCUGCGCGAGCGCUACCUGGACUCCUAUGAUGUGGUGCUGGAGAGGGACGAGACGCUGGACGUGGUCAACGGGCUGCUGCAGCACAUCCUGCACCGGGGGGACCAGGUGGACAUACGGGGCUCCUGAGGCUGGCGUAAGGGGGAUGGAGCCACUCCCCGAGGGCAGAGAAGUGUUCAGAUACCCAGAGCUACAGGGCCCUUCCUGUCCUGCCCCCUCAUUCCCCAGCACCUUUGGCCUUGGAGGUUUGAUGAUGGCCCUGCCGGAUGGGCAGUGCUUGAACUGGGGCCCACAGCAUGUCGGCGCUCCAGGGAUCCGCUGUUCUAGGGAUCAUCCAGUCCAGGAAUUCCUUUUCUCAAAAAUGUUAAACACUCAAAACUGUUUUUUAAGCAAAUAUAAUGUGUGAAACAUCAAAA